Messenger RNA from Ordospora pajunii, 213 nucleotides. RefSeq lists its product as uncharacterized. The transcript has a single exon. The record is from RefSeq and is a predicted model, not a curated record. The coding region runs from base 1 to 213 and encodes 70 amino acids. NCBI's taxonomy places the organism in Eukaryota, Fungi, Microsporidia, Ordosporidae.
AUGUCAAAGGCCUUUUUGUUGUUUGCUAGCAAUGUUUUGAAGUCUUCGAAAUUCAAGGUGUUUUUUGAGUGCCCGAUUGAGCUGAAAAUAUUUUCUGUGAUGCUGGAAGGAUCAAGGUCAAGCUCGAGUGUCUUUGAUGUCAUAUCAGCUAUGCCCUGGACGACACAGAGCAUUUCCUGUUUUGAUACGACGCCGUCGCCAUCUGUGUCAUAG